Molecule: messenger RNA, 531 nt
Organism: Acaulospora morrowiae
Lineage: Eukaryota; Fungi; Glomeromycota; Glomeromycetes; Diversisporales; Acaulosporaceae
Source: the annotation of a GenBank genome assembly
AUGUCACUUUCUUCCACACAACAGAUUAGUAGCUUUAACAGUAACAAUUAUAUUCAAGUUAAGCCGAAUAAAAUGAUUCGUGCUGAACUUCUACGGAAAGACACCGUACGACAGAGGAAUCCGCAAUAUGUUCGAACAAGGCCUAAUAAGAUAGUUCGAACCAUAUCAUCUAAGCCUAUCGUCGCACCCGUUCGGUCAGUUACCGACGUAUCCGCCGCAUCGGACAAGGCCUCUACUAAAACAGAAAAAGCCCCGUCUGUCAACGCUCCAACAGAUAACGUCAAAGCCUCAUCCGCCGUUACCGUUCCUGACCAAGCUGAGAAAGCCCUUGCACGACAAGUACGUUACUCCACCGUGAUCCGGUCUUUAGUUCGAGGUGGCUCCUCGAAUCACCAACGGCCGCGCCAAACUUUAUUCAGGCCUCGUGCCAAGUCCAAUAAAUACACUCGCUCAGAUGUAGAUAAAAAGGAGAACAAAAAAGAGGAUAGCUCAAGUCGACAAACUCCUAAUCCUCCAUUCAAGACUAAAUUG